Molecule: messenger RNA, 681 nt
Organism: Capsicum annuum
Lineage: Eukaryota; Viridiplantae; Streptophyta; Magnoliopsida; Solanales; Solanaceae
Product: myb-like protein V
Exons: 2
Coding region: 1-681 (226 amino acids)
Source: RefSeq, a predicted model, not a curated record
AUGGCGAUUAAUACUCAUAGUGGUAAGAGGUUACGUGGCCUUUCUAUGGGAAAAUUUGUAGUAGAUGAGGUAAUUUUUGAUGAACCCGAAGAAAGUAAUCCAGUGGAGUCUGAGAAAAUAAAUAGUUCUGCUAAUGAUUCAAAGAAGGAAAAUGAGAAGGAAGAGGAAAUGGUGUACUUUAAAAUAGCCCCAAAAAGAAAGAGUCCCACAGAACCAAAGAAAGUAGCCAAAGAAGAUUUACGUCGUAAGCUCAUCGAUGAGGAAUCUGAAUGUGAGGAUGAGGAACCCUUUCUCAAGAAGCAAAAGAAGCAAAGUCAAAAGAAAACUCCACUAAUUGAGGUGGAGGACACUAAUCAUACUGAGUUGACCAUAACUUUUGAGCAAGAGGGUUCUGAAAAAAGUGAUUUUGAAAAGCAUGAGUCUGAACAUACUGACUCUGAUGAAGGGGAUCAAGAAGAGUUUGAAGAAUCUGAUUCCGAGGGAACAACUUCUGGGUCCCCAUCCACUAAGCAACAAAAUAAUGAAGAUUUUCCACCUCAGAGGACUCUUAUCAAGUGUAAGAACUCGGAAGUGAGGAACAAUGCUAGAUGGCGAAUCCCUAGAGCUAAGGAAAUCUACAUUACGGGCUACAAAAAACUGAUAGAAGGAAUGCGAAGAGGCCAAUCCAAGAAGAAAAGAUGA